Molecule: messenger RNA, 471 nt
Organism: Phytophthora infestans T30-4
Lineage: Eukaryota; Oomycota; Peronosporomycetes; Peronosporales; Peronosporaceae
Exons: 3
Coding region: 1-126 (41 amino acids)
Source: RefSeq, a predicted model, not a curated record
AUGCGACCACGUGAGCCCGCGGCACGCUUCCUUUGGUCAGAGAGCAGCCAUGGACAAGUGGAUCUUGCUAUGCGUCGGCGACGAUCAUGGCCCGGCACCAAGCAGAAGAUCGUCAUCCGACUGUGAUGGCGAACACAAGGCAACUUCAACUUGCAGCACGUACUUCGCGGGACAGCAAACAUAGUUUUAUGGCAAAUUCAAGCCCCCACCCCUUUCAGUCCGACUUUCGCUCACGGUGUCAACGCUUGCCGGUGCUACCUACUUCCACAGUAUCAGUGCGAUUUGAGCGUAACUUCUCAGUCUGCUAGGACUAUAGGUACAAGAGCUCAAUCAAGUUACCGUGCGCCAUGUCCGAUCUUCUCAUGGCUUCAAUCUUGAUCCUCUACAUGAAGAAUAUCGGUCUUGAUGAUCGUUUCCGGCAGAGGGAUCUCCAGAUAUUCCACUGUAUGAACACGACAUCUCUUAAGCAGA